Mycetomoellerius zeteki is the source of this 1001-nucleotide messenger RNA. RefSeq lists its product as uncharacterized. Bases 76 to 789 code for a protein of 237 amino acids. NCBI's taxonomy places the organism in Eukaryota, Metazoa, Arthropoda, Insecta, Hymenoptera, Formicidae. The record is from RefSeq and is a predicted model, not a curated record. The transcript has 6 exons.
GUUUGUGCUGUCUACAAACGCAAAGUCGGACGAUUGUUAGAAUACUGGUGUAAAUCAACUUACGACAAGCCAAAAAUGAAGCUGCCGAUAGUGUUCGGGCUCAUCCUGAUCUGUUGCAAUGCAAGGGCAAUGAAAAUAAACGCAGAGCCGUUUGGAAAUCCUUUGAUACAAGAUUUUCUCGAGAAGUUAAAAAAUACUAUGAAGACAGGAAGCACGAAACUUGGAUUGCCGAUUCUUGAUCCAUUCAAAGCGGACCAGCUUGCGAUUAAUGUUAAUGAAGACGUAAUAAAAUUGAAUGCGAAUUUGAGUAAAGUCAAUGCAAACGGUUUAUCUGGAUAUGAUAUCAUCAAUGCGGAUUUGAACAUGUCUGGAGACAUUGUCAUUGUAAUUCAUCUUUCGUGGCCAUUGAUCACCGCGAAUACUAAUUAUGACAUGAAAGGCAAAAUCGACAAUUUCGAAAUUUUCGGUAAUGGUGACAUAAAACUGUCCGCGCAAAAUUUCGUUUUCAACACGGUAGUUACUUUCUUAUGGGACGGUAAUGUGAAUUCAUACUUGAAAGUGAAGGACAUAAAAUUGUUGCUUUCUUUACAGAAGCUAGAUUUUAAAGCGACGGGCCUCUUUAACGACGAAGAAACAUCUGCAAUAUUGAGUGCCAUGGUUUCCGAUAUGGCACCUGAGUUCAUAAGCAAUGAAAUGAUUACAAGCAAGAUUGUUGAACUUGUCACAAAGAAGCUCGACGAUUUUCUGUCCACUAAGACGCUCUUAGAAAUAUUGAAAAUGAUCACGUAAUGUCUUUAAUAUUAAAACUUUUCGUCAAAUUGGCGGUGCCAUUGUUUAAUUAAUCAUUUUGUACAGUUACGAUUCUAAUCGAUAAAACGAUAUGAACAGACUGGCUAUGAAAGAUUUGGAAUAUGAUAAUAGAUCCAUAAGAUGAUCAUGUUCUAAGAGAAAAAGAAUGCAAUUAAUAAUUUAAAAAUCAGCGUGUUUUUCUAAACAAAUUA